AAAGAGUGGAGGCUGGCCUUGGUUUAGCAUUACAAAACCCCACCUCUCUGUCCAGCCACGUUAAAUAGUCAAACCUUGGCCCCAGUCUAACUGAAACCUCCAGAUUCAGCUUCAAGCUCGUCACAAGAGUUCCACACUGCUAACAAAGUGGCACCACAAUGAAAGGAGACUCUGUCAACGCCAGCCUCCCCAAUUACACCAGCCAUGCCAGUGACUUGCCACCCUCUGAAGUGAAGAUGGAGGAGAGGGGUCAGUGGAGCAAUAAGCUGGAGUUCGUUCUGUCAGUCGCCGGCUCCAUCAUCGGCCUGGGCAACAUGUGGCGGUUCCCUUAUCUGUGCUACAAGAACGGGGGAGGUGCAUUCCUCAUCCCUUACCUGAUCUUCCUGUUUACUUGUGGUGUUCCCGUCUUCCUCCUGGAGGUAGCACUGGGCCAGUACACCAGUGAGGGAGGCAUUACCUGCUGGAGGAAAAUCAGUCCUUUGUUUGAAGGUCUUGGCUAUGGCACCCAAGUGAUAGUGACUCUGCUGAACUUCUAUUACAUCAUCGUUCUGGCUUGGGGGAUUUUCUAUCUGUCUUUCUCCUUCUCUUGGGACCUGCCUUGGUCUUCCUGCAACAAUACGUGGAAUACAGAAAACUGUGUGGAGUUUCAGAGGAGAAACACCUCAACUGACCAAAUGAUCAACCCGAACACCACCUCUCCUGUCAUUGAGUUCUGGGAGAGAAGAGCACUAAGGAUUUCCCCAGGCAUUGACCAAAUGGGCUCGCUCAAUGGGGACCUGGCCCUGUGUCUGUUCAUCGCCUGGGUCAUGUGCUACUUCUGCAUCUGGAAGGGGGUGAAAUCCACAGGAAAGGUGGUCUACUUCACUGCGACCUUCCCCUACGUGAUGCUCAUUGUGCUGUUGAUCAGAGGACUCACCCUUCCUGGCGCUGGAAUCGGCAUCCAGUUCUACCUUUACCCUGAUUUGGGGCGAUUGGCAGAUCCACAGGUGUGGAUGGAUGCUGGCACUCAGAUCUUCUUCUCCUAUGCCAUCUGUCUGGGGUCGCUGACGGCUCUGGGCAGUUACAAUAAAUAUAAUAAUAACUGCUAUAGAGACUGCAUGGCGCUGUGCUUUCUGAACAGUGGCACCAGCUUCGUGGCAGGCUUUGCGAUCUUCUCCAUCCUGGGUUUCAUGUCUUAUGAGCAAAAUGUUCCCAUUUCUGAAGUGGCAGAAUCUGGCCCUGGCCUGGCAUUCAUAGCUUACCCUCGUGCUGUGUCCAUGAUGCCCUUGUCUCCCUUGUGGGCGGCCCUCUUCUUCAUCAUGAUUGUUUUUCUAGGGCUGGACAGUCAGUUUGUGUGCGUGGAGAGCCUUGUGACGGCCAUCGUCGACAUGUACCCAGCCGUGUUCCGUCGAAAGUACCGCCGGGAGCUCUUCCUGUUAGCCGUGGUCCUGGUCUCCUUCCUCAUGGGCCUCGUCAUGCUUAUGGAGGGGGGCAUGUAUGUCUUUCAGCUCUUUGAUUACUACGCAGCCAGUGGCAUGUGUCUUCUCUUCAUGUCCAUCUUUGAGACAGUUUGCAUUGCGUGGGUUUAUGGCGCUGAUCGCUUUUACGAUAACAUUGAGGAUAUGAUUGGUUACCGGCCAGGACCGUAUAUCAAGUGCUGUUGGUUGUUCUUCUCCCCUGCCACAUGCAUUGGCACCUUUGCAUUCUCCCUCAUUAAAUACACUCCUCUGAAGUACAACAAUGAGUAUGUGUACCCGUGGUGGGGAUAUGUGAUCGGCUGGCUGCUUGCUCUCUCCUCCAUGGUCUGCAUCCCACUGUGGAUGGUGUAUAAGAUCAGCACCACCCAGGGGACACUCAGAGAGCGCAUCCAGUUGCUCAUCAGACCAUCUGACGACUUACCUAAAACCAAGAGGGAGCAGGAGAGGUUACUGGCUAUCUUUGCUCCAGAGGUAGACACCACCAAGACUACAAAUGGCUACUUCCCGGUCUCCGAGGCAGACUCCAACUUGUGAGGCUUCAGUGGUCUGUGGGAUCCACUGACUUUAAUACAUAACAUACAUGGUGGACUCAGGCGAAAGUAGUGGCAUGACGAUUUUUGAGUGAUAAAAUAGGGCAGAAGAAAUUAAAAAAGUAGCCUGCCAUUUGAAUUAAGAACUUUCAGAGUGGAAAGGAGAGUUUUUCAGGGACAAAAGUAAUUUAGACAAACUUGUUCUUGAGUCUGGGAAUCCAUCGGUAAAGUUUAUAAGUAACCCAAGAAAAGCAAAGUCAUGGGAGGAACAGCUGAAUCAUUGGAUGUUCCAUAACACUUAGAGAGCAACUUCUUAAUGCUCCUUUAUGUAUCUGACAACACUGCAUGGCUGUUUUGUCAUAUUUGUAUCAUAUUGUUAUGUUGUGAUAAAUAACUGCAGAGGUUUUCCUUUUGUAUUUAGGGAAAAUGAGAUUAUGCUUAACAGUAGACAUAAUAGGAUGCAGAAUAAAUACUUGGAAAUGCAGAAUACUGAUAUGGACUAAUAUGGUAUAUAAACUGUAGUUUCAUUUUUUGUACUGUAACGUAUAAUGACUGUACAAAGAAACAUUACUGUUGUAAGUGCGGAUUGAAAAAUAAACUUUGUAAGUUGUCCUGAA
Molecule: messenger RNA, 2604 nt
Organism: Oreochromis niloticus (Nile tilapia)
Lineage: Eukaryota; Metazoa; Chordata; Actinopteri; Cichliformes; Cichlidae
Product: sodium- and chloride-dependent GABA transporter 2
Exons: 15
Coding region: 159-1991 (610 amino acids)
Biological process (GO): nitrogen compound transport; sodium ion transmembrane transport; amino acid transport
Cellular component (GO): cell projection; plasma membrane
Molecular function (GO): gamma-aminobutyric acid:sodium:chloride symporter activity
Source: RefSeq, a predicted model, not a curated record